CGGCUGUGUAGUGUACUCACAAACCUGCAAGCUGAGUGAUAUUCUUUCGUGGUCAUGUGCCCGUAUCUUUAUCCGCGUUUUAAAGUACUCUAAAAUAAUACGAUUGAAUGAACUCUCAUCGUAGAUGUACAGUAAUUCGGAUCCCCAUCUUAUGUGGGUAACAGAGCUACGGCUUUCUGUCGUCUUGAUUGGUCAGCUAGUCAUCAUCAUGUACGUGUUUUACGCCGCGACGCUAGUAUCAGCAGGCCACGUCAGGUUUCUCAUCACUUUGCCAGGCCUGUGUGGACUAGUGGCGCUCACACCACUGUUCAUCAGGAGAGAUGAGGUUGUAUACUUCCUAGCAUACUCCUUAUCAGUGGGUUUCAUCAGUAGUCUGCGUGUUUUGGGCUUCGCAUAUGGCCACGGCCCAUUGGCGCCGCUCGGUGUGCCCAACAAUGGUCUGGCUUUCUACGCCACCGCCGCUCUGCCUAUCAAUAUCGUGAGCACUUCAGCCAAAGUACCUGAAGAGACUGUAGAAGAUGUAAGCCCGGUAAAGGUUAAAGACAAUACCACCACAGCUCGAGCUCCUCUGAAAGGGACAACGGAGAGUGAGGACGCCAUACCUGAAGUCGAUGUCGAUGCCAUACGUAAGGCCCCAUCAAGAUUACCCAGCACAACGUCGCAAUUGGCGCACUGUGGAAUAAAGGCAGCCGUCGCCUACAGCAUGACGCAGUUUGCGCCUGAUGAUAUCAUUCCUGUUUUAUUUAGACAGGAAGUCCUGCCGCCGUACAAGCUUCUGAUCGUUUGUUUGUGGUUCUCCGCUGUAAGCGACGCAUUGGGACUGGUAGCUUCUCGAUUGUUCAACAUCACGGUCGGACCGAGCUUCGAUAGGCCCUACAUAAUAACCUCGUUACGCGAUUUCUGGGGAAGACGCUGGUGUUUACCCGUAGCGCAAACAUUACGAACUACAGUCUACGAACCUAUUGUCCAAGUGCUACAAGCCCUUAUGGGCUUGUCAAUAGCCAAGCAUAUCGCCAGGUGCAUUGUGUUUUGCGUCACCGGCGUGGUUGGAGAGAUGCUCUACCGACUCGUAUGGGAACGAGAGUAUGCCUACCUGUUGUUCUUUAUGUUGCAGGGCCUGCUUGUGGCUGUCGAAGAAAUAUCUCGCAAUUUUGGUCGCGAUGAGGCAAACUCCUGGGCUACGGGGUCAAUGGCCUUCUUAAAACUAUACUAUACGGCACGAUACACAGUCUUCGCUUAAUUCUCAACUAGUAAGGCGACGGCUUCUCAUGAAUUGGUAGUUGCUUUGUUUGUCGGUUUGUAACAGAUCAAGCAAAGAAAUAAAAUAGAUGACAUUCCACCUCUCCUACUUGCCUACAAGAGUAAGCAAUAAACGACUAGACAGCUGAAGUCUGA
Sphaeroforma arctica JP610 is the source of this 1395-nucleotide messenger RNA. RefSeq lists its product as hypothetical. The transcript has 5 exons. The record is from RefSeq and is a predicted model, not a curated record. The coding region runs from base 125 to 1240 and encodes 371 amino acids. NCBI's taxonomy places the organism in Eukaryota, Ichthyosporea, Ichthyophonida. Gene Ontology annotation, biological process: lipid metabolic process.